AUGGCUCCCAGGAAGAACAAGAAGAAGAAUACCGUUCAUGCCAAAUCUAAUCCAGAGCCCGUUGUAACUGGCAAGAAAAAACUGAAAAAGAACGGGAAAACCGUUUCACCUGCUGAUGAGAUGACCUCGCAAGUGGAAACUCCGACCCCGAAGAAAAAGGAAGACGAAAAACUAGGGGCUAAUGACGAAUCUACGCCUACUCCUCCCGUAGUUAAGAAGAAGCCCUGCACGUGGCUCAAACUCGACCGGCUCAACUCGUCGGCUGUGAACAAGUCAUCACUUGAGAGCUGUAAACAUGACCAGGAAGCAAAACCAAAGCCGAGUCCCCAAGCUCAGGCCUCGAGGGACAACAAGAAGAGAGCUCGAGAAGAAAGCGGUGAAGAGCGAAUCAAAAGUACCCAUCCAAAUUUUAGUAGAAAGAAUGUGGAGUUGAGUUUCGAGAAGAAAAAGGAAAAACAAACGUCGAACGAGACGCGCGAUGAUGAUGAUGAUAAUGAUGAUGAUGAUGAGGAUGACGAUUCUAGUAAAGGCCUUGGCGGAUUGAUUUUUAUGUGCAAUGCGAAAACCAAACCGGAUUGUUUCGGGUACAAGUUGAUGGGUGUGCCCCUGAAGCAGAAAGAGGUCGUGAUGGGCAUUAAGCCCGGCCUCAUACUUUUUCUUUACGAUUAUGACCUAAAGGUCUUGUAUGGGGUCUUUGAGGCUUCAUCUCCGGGUGGUAUGAAACUCGAGCCAACUGCUUUCAAUGGUGGUUUUCCUGCUCAGGUCCGGUUCAAUGUACAUAAGGAGUGCCCUCCAUUACCGGAAAGCGUGUUUAAGAAAGCACUUAAAAACAACUAUGACGAGAGGACGCGCAAGUUCAAAACAGAAUUGACCAUGAAGCAGGUAAAAAAUCUGAUAAAUUUGUUCUGUACUGCACCAAAAUCAUCACAUCCUAGCAAUAGCCAGCCUAUGGUCCACAAACGCUAUCCGAUUCAUCAAAACACUUAUCCUAACGCCAUUCUUCCUCGGGACCCACUUUUUCUUACCGAACAAGAGUACAGAAACAGAGGCCUCGUCCAGCAAGGGGAGCCUCAGCCAAGUAAACUUGACCAUGAACUGAAGCAGCUCCUUAGGAAUCGGCCAUCCACUGGAACUGAGCCCACCAAUCAAAACGAUCCAUUUUUUCUCAGUGAAAAGCAUUAUCGCUCUUUCGGCCUAAGAGGGCCCCAGCCUAUUCCGAACGCCAAUGAAAUUAUUACUAACACAGGGAAUUAUAAUAUUAACAAUAAUGCUUGCAACCCUUAUGACGAGGCCACAACUUCACUGGUGAAUCGGUAUUUGGGAUUUUCAGGGGCAUCAACUAUUCCAUCUACUACGCCUUAUAUCCCAACACCGUCAUCAACUUAUGCAAGUGAUCUGAACCGUGUGAGUAUGCUUCCCGAUGGGGAAAGAGGUUUCACAGCAAAUUAUUACUUGCACGAAAGGCCAGCUGUUGUGGGCCAUGAGCCUUCUUCGGUUUUCGGUAUGGGGAAUUCUUUGGGGGGAGAAAAUGACCUGAAGCCUGCGCCUGUUUCACGUUUGUACUCAUUUGGAGGGCCUUCUUUGUCACGACACUGA
This is a messenger RNA of Striga hermonthica, 1596 nucleotides long. The record is from the annotation of a GenBank genome assembly. Lineage: Eukaryota; Viridiplantae; Streptophyta; Magnoliopsida; Lamiales; Orobanchaceae.